Molecule: messenger RNA, 3781 nt
Organism: Orbicella faveolata
Lineage: Eukaryota; Metazoa; Cnidaria; Anthozoa; Scleractinia; Merulinidae
Product: PDZ domain-containing protein 2-like
Molecular function (GO): protein binding
Source: RefSeq, a predicted model, not a curated record
AGUUUUGAGUUGAGGUAGCACUGUUGCUAGUGUAGGGGUAGAACAGUCAAUCGAGCUGCGUGGACGAAUUAAAAUGAACGAAUGAAUAUUGUGUGUCUAGGAACGGGUUUCUGGCGUGACCGGUGUUUUUGCGCGCAAUUAGCAUUUUCAUUCAUAUAAGGCACUGUUAAUUAUUCGGAGCUGUCAGGGUCCAGGAAAACAAAGAGCUGACGACAAAAACACGAGGCUCGUUGGAACAGAUGUAGUGGAACUUAAACGCAGGCUUAUAGAGGAGACCGCGAAGAGCAGUUUGAGAGCUGAUCCCUUCAGACAACCACAGCAACUAGAAAUUGUUAUAAUCAGCAGCAAAUUUUCCCGAUGAAGCUGGAAGGCGCGCGGAAAGACUCCUGAAAGCACUGACUGAAACAUUAAUUCAUACACCAGUGAAUAUGAGAGCGCCAAACUCGAUGUCGUUCUUGUCAAAGGCGUACAACUUUUUGAAAGGUAAAACGUCGCGAAACGACGAAAACUUUUACACCAAGACUCCUUUCCCGAGCGAAAUCUACCCUGUUCUUUGCGAGCCGAUCGACUGCAAAGGAAUGGCGCGUAAUUCGUGGAAAGGCAGACAAAUUUUGGGAGAAAUUAGCAGUCAGCCGAUCACUGACCGUGAACGAAUGAAGCAAAGAGCGCGCUUGGAGAGUUUUAGUCCGCGCGCGGUGUUGAAGAAUUAUUGGUCAAAUAAAGAAGAGAAGAAGAUUAACACUGAAGUACAACAACCUCAAAACAACAAGGUUUUCCACCAGGGUGGAGAAGACGAAGACGAGGAGGGAGUUUUUUCAAUACAGUUGAUCAAGCCACAGAAUGGCUUCCUUGGUAUUGUCUUGGUGGGAGGAGCCGACACACCAUUGGAAAAUCAUUACGUCAACGACAUCCUACCCAAUUCCUCCGCGUCCAAAUCCGGCCGCGUCAGAAAUGGAGACGAACUUCUGGAGGCUAACGGCCAAGCUCUUGGCGGGAAAACACACGCUGAAGCCUUGGCCAUCUUCAGAUCCCUGCCAGCCGUCGUGACGUUGGUUGUAGCGAGGAAAAAAGAUGCGAACCGCGCCAUCUUGGAGCGUUUGAAGCACGAGAAAAAAGACAAGAAGGUGAACAACAACAUCGCGUCACCGAAGAGGAGAAGAAGCGUUAUCGAGGAAGCAGCCAGCUCGAGUGUCAUCCCCAGGACGCUCUCGUCCGUUAUCGACGUCACUAAGCAGGCUUGCCCGUAUGUCAAACCUGUUAAGCGAGUUUCGCGCGUCACUUCCUUCGUCGGGCCAACGGAGGAUGAAUUGACUGGUCGCGUGAGCAUUGGGACAGAAAAAGGCAAUCAGGAGAGCACAAUGGGGAAUGAGUUGCAUACUCUGUCAACUAAUCCUGAAACCAGUGACUACGCAGUAUGUCAAGACGGUGCUAUCCCCGAAUGGAGCAAGACCUCAGAUUCACUGUCACUUAAGAGCUUCGCGCGCUGUGAACCAUUUCUCGACCUACCACAAAUCCACGAGGAUAAAGCAACUUUGCAUUCCACCACGGUAGCUCUGAGGUGCUCGCGAAACCGGCAGAGCACCUUGAAAAGACAAAGCACCAUCGAGCAUUGUGAUGUAAGGGCAACUUGGCCUGCUUUUACGACCAGACAACGACUCCCUCUUCCCUGGGACUCGAUCACGUCUCAGAGACCAGCGACCGUUGGCCGAAGUUCCUCGGCGCGCGUUCGGCGAAGCAUCGUGUCCACUUCGGCAUCCAACUCUUCACUGUAUCAAACUUCGAGCUCAGCUCGGAAGUUUACGGGGAAGCAUUAUAUUGAGAGGAAAACUAUCACCGUUGAGUUACAACGCGAAAGCACAGCCAGUGAUUGGGGAUUUACCAUCGGAGGGGGAGUUUUUUCUCCGUACGGAGACCUCCCGAUAUUCAUUGCAGAAGUUCCAGCUACCGGGGGUGCACAGGAAUUUUUGCAGAAUGGAGAUGAAAUCGUUGAUUUCAGCGGAGAAAGUUUGGAGGGCGCAACGUUUUUAGAGGCAGAGAAAAUGUUACGAAGAUGCGCGAGGAAAAAGGUGACAAUUACCAUCAAAAGAAAGUUCCUUCAACGAAGUCAAAACCCGCAGAGUAAUCCAUACGCCGAGAUGUGGAACUCAUUAAACACGACGAAAACGAGAGGGAAGCAAGGAAGGCGACCAAAAUCAUUGCACUGUUAAGAGAGUACAACGCUUUUUCAAUUGUUGUUCUAUUUUGACAAAGAAAGAAAAACUACUGAACUGGCAUGCGACCGGUGAACAGCGCGGGAAAAUUCGCGCGAGUCAAGGCAUGCUUACUCUACCUGAUUGGCUGAAUAUGAACUUCGUUCUGAUUGGUCACUCGCUGCGUUGACUAUGUUCUCUUUACCAAUCACCGAGCUCAACGAACAACAAAAUUGAAUAGCGCUCUACAACUCACGGGAUAAUAAAAUGUAAUUUCUAAUUUUCUAGACAUCUUAAAGAAUCCAACGAAUUUGAAAUUUCGUAAUCUUGAAUGACAUACAGACUUAGCACCAAAACUUUUUAAACUUUUCUUCAGCUUUUGCGAUAACUUAAGUAAUUAAGCAAUAAAUAAAUACUGUUUAUACUCAAGCCACUUUCUACAGGGACGGAUGCAGGAGUUUUCUUAGGAGGGGGUGCACCACUAAGUAAUGGCAUAGCUGAUUGGUGAGGUAAAUAAAUUUUAAUAGUGAAUAUGAAGAAGGCUUCGUCUCAGUGGUGGUUCGUACCCCCUAGAUCUGCCUGUGUUCUACGUCUGUUUAUCACUUAUUUAUAUGCAUUUCACUCGUUAACAGUUAAACAAAUAGCAAACUCACACUUCAGAAAAAGUUUUUACUGAGAAAGUGGAGACAUAACUUUGAAAAGAAAAAAGAUGAAAUGUCAAACCUCACUACUCUUGUGACAAGGUUUAAAGGCACUUUUUAUACUCUUUUUAGAUAAAUUUCAUAUUUGAUGCAGUUAAACUGUACUAAAAUAUUGCAAUCUCAUAGCCUGGUCAAAUGGUUAUAUUCAUUGGUGGUUGUGAAAAUCGUAAACAUUUAUUAUCGAUAUGCAACUGUAAAAUGUUCUCACUGAGUAGGUAGAGAUGAUAAAAUAAUUUAUCAGUAGUAUAUAUCAGGUAGACAUUAGUUUGAUGUAUUUUAUUGACUUUUAUUACAUAUCUUGGCACUUCACUGACUCCUGUUUGUCAUAGUUUAUUAUAAAACAUUUAAUAUGUCACACAAAGCAAUUAAUUUAUUUUAAUUAGAAUAAUUUAUUCCUUUUUAAUUUAAAUCUCAGAUUACAUUGGCCUUGAUGAAAGGCCAUAUUUAAUAUUUCAUAAAAUCACUGAAUUUCUUGCAAUACUACAAAAAUUUAGAAACACCCUUUUUUAAGACAAGAAAACAAAGUUAUUUUAAUGAGUAGCAACACUGCACUAAAACAACAAUAUUAUUAUUACUCUCCUCCAUAUUUGAUACAUGAAAAUGAAGAUUGCAAAAUUGUAGUCAAGGUUUAUUUUUGUUCACUACUGAUUAAAAAUCUUCAUCUUCAAAAACAAAACCCUUGUGUAAUUUAAGUGUUUGUUACCUUCAUAGACACUGCGAGAACAUAAAAGGAAGUGAAACACGAUCAAGAAAAGGGAAGAAACCGGGGGAAGGGGAAUUCCAAUAUAAAAAGGUUUAAAAAGUGGUUUUGCUAACUCUUAGGGUGUUCAGCCUCAAAAGGUCCACAGUGGGAACUUUGACAGUACCUUUUACGGUAUUGCGCCAAAAAAA